This is a messenger RNA of Penicillium brasilianum, 387 nucleotides long. Lineage: Eukaryota; Fungi; Ascomycota; Eurotiomycetes; Eurotiales; Aspergillaceae. The record is from the annotation of a GenBank genome assembly.
AUGGCCUCCAACCGUGCCUCCGCCAAGGCCCUGGGCCUCACCGAGAAGGAGAUGACUGUCCUUCUGUACGGCAUCCUAUGCCCAUCCCCAAACGGUAGCCGGAGUCCAGUCCACUAUGAGAAGUUGGCCCGAGAGCUUGGGUAUACCUACUUCUCAAUCAAGGUUGUGUAUGGCAAUGCCCGUCGCAAGCUGGUCCGGGAGACUGGCAUUACCCCUGCUACUCGUGGCUCUGCGCCUGAUAGUUCGGGUGGCUGUGCUGUUGAUCUUGGUGGUACUGCCUCUGCCGCUGCGGAUGAGGAGGAAAAAGGCCAGACAUCCAAGCGCCAGAAGGUCCGACGCACCACUCGCAAGCGCAACGCUAGCGAGAUGGACGAUGGACGGGAAUAG